AUGAAGAUGUUAUUUCAUCCAAAGACAUUGAAAUUGCUAUAUGAAUGGAAGGAAUCAGAGGAUUUGAAUAUUCAGCUAGAUCUGCUUGUGCUUCUGGUAGAUUGCAAACGGAAGCUUGAUUACAAAGAGUUGGAUGAAAUUUUGUAUCGAUAUAAGAAGAACAAGCCAAGCAAAAAAGAUAGAAUGAGAUACUUGAGAACGAUGAUUGAUAUGAAUUUUGUAAAGAAGGCUAUUGAAGGAGGUGAUGAGCACGUGUAUAUAACGAAAGAUGUUUCUGGAAUUCCAAAGAGUGUUUGUAGUCUUGUGAAUAAGGUUCGAAGCACUGAGUUUGGCAAAUGCAGACCCAAGAAGCAAUCCUUGGAUAGAAAUGCUGGUGAGCUGAGUAUGCUAAAGUUUGUCAAUGUACAAAGCAAAAAGGUGCCUUCGAUGCAGGCCAUUGGAAUGUUUCAUCCAGUGUGCUUUGAUGAAAGUGUUGCAAUUGCCACUUCAAAGAGUCCUUUUGAACGCAGUAUGCGAAUAAGGAAGGAUAUUCUGAAUGCACGGAGAUUGACAUUCAUCAAAUUUAGCGAUCAACUGAGACCGCCUGUCCAUAAGGCUUUGAAUGAGAAGAUGUGUGUAAGAAACAGUGUUUUGAAGCUUCCGCAUGUGCUUGAUUACGAAUAUGAGUCUGACUGGGAGGAUGUAGAGGAGGCUGAGGAUAUUGAAAGUAUCGAUGGAGAGGAAGAUGAAUCUGAAGGCAGUGAAGAAUGGGUGGAGAAGGAUAUGGAGAAUGUAGAACCUAUCAGAUCCAAUAAGAAACCAUCGAUUAUGUUUCCGAGCUGUAAGUAUCAGGUUUUUGAACCAUUUGUAUCUGUUUGGCUUGCAUUACCACUGCUUGAGCGCGAAGAGUUUCCUGAAGACCUUACUGUUGAAUUUAAGAAAGGGCUUUUAACAAAUAGCGACACACAAGGAUUCUUGAGAAAAUUCAGCAGCAGAUAUGUAAUAAAGCCAUCAUGUGUUAUCCGAAAAGCAAAAGAAAUUGAAAGAAAGGAAAUGAAUCUCUUGUAG
Messenger RNA from Ordospora colligata OC4, 1047 nucleotides. RefSeq lists its product as uncharacterized. The coding region runs from base 1 to 1047 and encodes 348 amino acids. The record is from RefSeq and is a predicted model, not a curated record. Lineage: Eukaryota; Fungi; Microsporidia; Ordosporidae. The transcript has a single exon.